Messenger RNA from Camellia sinensis, 1944 nucleotides. The record is from RefSeq and is a predicted model, not a curated record. NCBI's taxonomy places the organism in Eukaryota, Viridiplantae, Streptophyta, Magnoliopsida, Ericales, Theaceae.
AUGAACCAAAAAAAAACCCAUUAAAAAACCCAUUAAAAAACCACACUCUUCUUUUUUUUUUGAACCAAAAAAACCACACUCUUCACUGCCUUCUCUUUAGCUUCAAACCCAUUCUCUGCACAAGAAUUAGGGUUUCAUGUGAUGUGGAGUGCUUGAAUCUUUACUCCUGAACUUUUCUCACACUUUCUCCGGAAAAUGAGAGCAAUGGGAAAGAAUGUGCUGGUGUUGGCCCUCACCCUUGUGGUCUUGUUUGGUGGUUUCUCAUCAGCUCAAGCCACUUCUCCUGCAAAGAUUGUUAGUGGGUUUCUCUCAAGUGUUGCCUCUGUUCUGAUGAAAUGGUUGUGGUCACUCAAAGCUACAGCUACCACCAAAACAGCAAUUACUGGCCGUCCGAUGAUGAAGUUUGAGAGUGGGUAUAUUGUUGAGACUGUGUUUGAUGGAAGUAAGCUUGGGAUUGAGCCAUACUCUGUGGAGGUGUUGCCCAGUGGAGAGCUCUUGGUUCUGGACUCUGCUAACAGUAAUCUCUACAAGAUCUCUUCUCCUUUGUCUCAAUAUAGCCGACCGAGGCUGGUUGCUGGAUCUGCUGAAGGAUACUCUGGACAUAUAGAUGGGAAAGCUAGGGAGGCAAGGAUGAACCACCCAAAGGGACUCGCAGUGGAUGACAGAGGGAACAUUUAUAUUGCUGAUACUAUGAAUAUGGCGAUCAGGAAAAUAGGUGAUGCAGGGAUUACAACAAUAGCAGGAGGCAAAUGGGGUCGUGGAGGGGGGCAUGUAGAUGGACCGAGUGAAGAUGCAAAGUUUUCAAAUGAUUUUGAUGUGGUUUACAUUGGAAGUAGUUGCUCCCUCCUUGUCAUAGACAGAGGAAACCAGGCAAUCCGGGAGAUUCAACUGCAUUUUGAUGAUUGUGCUUACCAAUAUGGAAGUGGUUUCCCUCUUGGAAUCGCAGUGCUUGUGGCAGCUGGCUUCUUCGGUUACAUGCUGGCAUUGCUGCAACGAAGGGUUGGUACCAUAGUGUCUCCCCCAAGUGAGGAUGAGACAACACCAAAACAGAGCAUUCCUCCAAGUCCAUAUCAGAAGUCUAUGAAAUCUUCAGUGAGGCCACCACUAAUUCCAACCGAAGAUGAUCAGGAAAAGCAAGAAGAAGGCUUAUUUGGAUCUCUUGGCAAGCUUCUUGUCAACACUGGGGCAUCAGUCACAGAAAUCUUCACGGGGAUAUUUCCAGGUUUUAGAAAGAAGUCGCCAAGCUAUCAAUAUCAACAACCCCAACAGCACAAAUAUUUAAAUGCUUGGCCAGUGCAAGAGAGCUUUGUGAUUCGAGAUGAAGACGAGCCUCCUUCUAUUGAAACCAGAACCCCUACUCCGCGCAAAAUGUACCCAUUCAUGUCCAAGGAUGCCGAGAAAAUGCAACAGCUCCGGCAGAGCCAUGCUUUUUAUAGCGGAUGGGACGGUGAUUUCCAGCAGCAACAGCAGAAACAGCAACAACAUCAUCAUCAUCACCAGUAUCAUUCAUCGCCCCCACAAACUUACUAUGAGCAGAGUUUUGAGAAAACCAAUGAGGUCGUGUUUGGAGCGGUUCAGGAGCAGGAUGCAAAGCGUGAGGCCAUGGUAAUAAAGCCGUUGGAUUAUGGGAAUUCCUUUCUUGAAAACCGGAAUUUUCGCACUCGAAGUAGUUCUAUGGGUCAUACUAAUGGGUAUUAAUCAUAUAUACAUGAAAACAAAGUUUUUGGCAUUUCAAAAUCAUCUCAACUUCAUAAAUGUUAUUAAAUUUUAGGGUAUGGUAGUAUGAAAAAUAUCAUUUUGGAGAGUGGAAAAAUUGUGGGAGCAGCUUUGAUGCAAAGAUUUGUAGUCCUAAGAAAAUUUGCAGUUCUAUGAAAGAAAAUUGGUGGGAUAUUGUUCUCUUGAAUGUUUGGUUUUAUACUGAAGAUACGUACUUCUCCCUUUCCA